AUCCGUGCAGAGAUUUUCUUUCUCUCUGUCGCUUCGGCUCUCGCUUCGCUAAUUGUUCCUUUCGACGGUUCGACGUCUCUCCAGUCUAAACGCAACGAGCAAAGCAGCAUAAGCGAUGGCGAACCUUUGGCGAGCUGCGUUUGGUGCCACCCAGAAGACCGACGACUACGACGGAGUGGAGUUUUGGUCGAAUCCCGAGCGCACUGGGUGGCUCACGAAGCAGGGCGAGUACAUCAAGACAUGGCGUCGCCGGUGGUUCGUGCUCAAGCAAGGCAAGCUUUUCUGGUUCAAAAACUCCUACAUCACGCGAGCCUCCAAGCCCCGCGGCGUCAUCCCCGUUAGAUCAUGCCUUACUGUGAAGGGCGCCGAAGACAUCCUUAACAAACAGUUCGCUUUCGAGCUCUCAACCAGCCGAGAGACCAUGUACUUCAUCGCCGAUUCCGAGAAGGAGAAGGAGGAGUGGAUCAAUUCGAUCGGGCGCUCCAUCGUCCAGCACUCCCGAUCUGUUACCGAUUCUGAGGUCGUCGAUUACGAUAGCAAGCGAUGAAGGAAGUAUUUGAUCAGAUUUAGGUAUACUAGGUGCGUUCCAUCCUGUCUCGUCACGUCGAUCCAUGAAGUGCGGAUCUUUUAUGUGUAUAUUAGUUGAGAUCGUUUGGCGUUUCAUCUGUGGGAGGACUUGUUAUUGAUUUCUGUUCUUCUUUGUAUAGAACUUGUUCUGUCAUUCUGUUAAUUCCAAUUCCUGCUUUUUGUCGUGAAUUAUUCACUUGUUCUUUUCGGAUCCUAACGGCAAUUUGGUUUGAUUUUUGUGUUUA
This is a messenger RNA of Nelumbo nucifera (sacred lotus), 812 nucleotides long. The record is from RefSeq and is a predicted model, not a curated record. NCBI's taxonomy places the organism in Eukaryota, Viridiplantae, Streptophyta, Magnoliopsida, Proteales, Nelumbonaceae.